This is a messenger RNA of Gossypium raimondii (Peruvian cotton), 1696 nucleotides long. RefSeq names its product probable glucan endo-1,3-beta-glucosidase A6. Bases 121 to 1506 code for a protein of 461 amino acids. Gene Ontology annotation, molecular function: hydrolase activity, hydrolyzing O-glycosyl compounds. The record is from RefSeq and is a predicted model, not a curated record. Gene Ontology annotation, biological process: carbohydrate metabolic process. The transcript has 3 exons. Gene Ontology annotation, cellular component: plasma membrane. NCBI's taxonomy places the organism in Eukaryota, Viridiplantae, Streptophyta, Magnoliopsida, Malvales, Malvaceae.
UAAGCAAAACCCAACCCUUGGACUCUCUAUAAAUCAUCCGUAUGAACCCCUCUCACCUUCUUCAGCAGUUGUUGGUUACUGAUUAAAAAAAUAUCCAAUCUUUCUCUGCUGAUUACUAAAAUGGCCCUUCUUCCUCUCUACUUCUUCUUUCUUUUCCUUUCCGUUUCGAGUGGGGAGUUCUCAAGUCAAGUGGGAGUAAACUACGGUCAGCUGGGGAACAAUCUGCCGUCUCCGAAACAAUCGGUUAAGCUAAUCCAAUCUCUGGGAGCCAAACGCGUCAAAAUCUACGAUGCAAAUCACGACAUCCUUAAUGCUCUCAAAGGUACAAACCUUCAAGUCUGCAUCAUGGUCCCCAACGAGAUCAUAAACAACAUCUCCACCAGUCAAAAGCUAGCUGAUUCCUGGGUCGAAACCAACGUCGUCCCUUUUUACUCCACAACCAAAAUCCGAUACCUCCUUGUCGGCAAUGAAGUCAUCAGCGGUUCCCCUAAAGAUAUCUGGCCUAACAUCGUGCCGGCCAUGCGUAAAAUAAAGAAAUCGUUAAAAACCCAUGGCCUCGACAAAAUCAAAGUCAGUACCUCGAUGGCAAUGGAUGUCUUGGAAUCGUCGUUUCCGCCUUCCAACGGCACUUUCCGAUCCGACAUCGCCGAUUCGAUUGUUAGACCGCUGUUACAGUUUUUACACCGGACCAAAUCUUUCUACUUCCUUGAUGUUUACCCUUAUUUCGCUUGGGUCAUGGACCCCAAAAACAUUAACCUCGAGUACGCACUCUUCGAGUCCCGAACUAUCAAAUACACCGACCCGCUUUCUAAUUUAACCUACACUAAUUUGUUCGACCAAAUGGUUGACUCGGUUGUUUUCGCAAUGAAAAGACUCGGGUACCCGGAUAUUAGGAUCUGGAUUGCGGAAACAGGUUGGCCAAAUGCCGGCGAUAUCGAUCAAAUCGGAGCCAACAUUUACAAUGCCGCUACUUACAACCGAAAUGUUGUGAAAAAGCUAACAGCUAAACCCCCGAUCGGCACGCCGGCACGACCCGGAUGGGUUAUCCCCUCUCUAAUAUUUGCUCUGUAUAAUGAGAACCAGAAACCGGGUCCGGGAACUGAGCGGCAUUUCGGGUUGUUGUAUCCUAACGGGACAAAGAUAUACGGGAUCGAUUUGAGUGGGAAGACUCCGGAUUCGUGUUUCGAGCCGUUGCCGAAGCCAGAUAAUAACGAGCCGUAUAAGGGGAAGAUUUGGUGCGUGGCGGCUAAAGGAGUUAACGAGACUGCGCUGAGUUCAGCAUUGUCGUACGCGUGUUCGCAGGGGAAUAAGACUUGUGACCCGAUUCAACCCGGAAAGAAAUGCUUCAAACCGGAUUCAUUGUUUUGGCACGCGAGCUACGCGUUUAGUUCUUAUUGGUCGCAAUCCAGGAAGACUGGCGCCACCUGUUAUUUUAACGGCUUGGCUACCCAGACGGCUAAAGAUCCAAGUUUUGGUCACUGUAAGUUUCCAAGCGUGACUCUUUGAUGGAUACCCAAUCACGAAUCGAAUAGGAUUUUAUUCAUUUGUAGCAAGAGAGACUUAAAAAUUAUUCCAGAGUUAAUAAAAAAUUUUAAAAUUUGUCAUAAUGUUCUAUUAAUAUUGAAGUUAAAAUUUUUGUAAUAUUAAUAGAACUUAUCUUUUAACUCAUAUAACGGAUGUUUAUGAUUCCUUCAAA